AUGCCAGGAAAGCACGUCCGCUUCGCAUUCGACGACUCCUAUUUUCCGGUUUCUGCCAUCCACAGUCCUUCGGGAUCCACUUCAACCUCGUCGUCCUCAGCGACCCGCCGCCAUGUUCCGCGUCGCUCGCACACUCUCUCCGCCGUCCCCACGGUGUCCCGGGUGAACCGCCUUCUGGAAUACUCUGACACUCCGGUGCUCAGCUACGACCUCUCGUUGCCAACGAGCACACUCAGAACGAAUCUGAUCAACCUCUCCUCGGCGGCCCUGUCGGAGCCGGCGACACAGCCGUCCCAGGCCCAGCUCACCGUGUCCUGCGCGCAUCUGCCGUGGGUGUUCACGCUCAAAGCAUCGAACGGGCGAUACGUGACCGUGAUGGACGUCUUGAACGGCUUGCACACCUCGCUCCGCGCGAACAUCACUACGGCCGAGUGGAACUUGCUCGACAACGACCGGUCGAUGCGCGCCGUGUCCGACGCGUACGUUCGCCGCUACUCGCGUCUCGCAGGUCACCGUGGGUACGCCGAAGAGAAGGCGGGCGGAGUCAAGCGCAUUGAUUUUUUGAUGGGCACCAACCAAUUCAGGGGGCUGGUUAUGGCCAAGGAUGGCCGGAGAUGGAUCUUGGAUGUUGGUCGGUGA
Mycena citricolor is the source of this 639-nucleotide messenger RNA. The record is from the annotation of a GenBank genome assembly. Lineage: Eukaryota; Fungi; Basidiomycota; Agaricomycetes; Agaricales; Mycenaceae.